This is a messenger RNA of Pezoporus flaviventris, 1987 nucleotides long. It is a transcript of the gene JUN, whose product is annotated as Jun proto-oncogene, AP-1 transcription factor subunit. Gene Ontology annotation, cellular component: transcription regulator complex. Gene Ontology annotation, biological process: regulation of transcription by RNA polymerase II; regulation of cell cycle; regulation of cell population proliferation. Lineage: Eukaryota; Metazoa; Chordata; Aves; Psittaciformes; Psittacidae. Gene Ontology annotation, molecular function: DNA-binding transcription factor activity, RNA polymerase II-specific; RNA polymerase II cis-regulatory region sequence-specific DNA binding; transcription factor binding. The record is from RefSeq and is a predicted model, not a curated record. Bases 362 to 1306 code for a protein of 314 amino acids. The transcript has a single exon.
GAGAGCGGCGGCACAGCGGAGCCGGGAGGGCGCGAAGGGAAGCGGACAAAGUUCUCGCGGCAACUUGUGGCGGCGGAGCGGCCCCGCAGCAGCAGGAGGAGGGGGACCAAGCACCGCGCCGGAGCCCCGCGCCGCUCAGCCACACCGGGCGGACUCUCAGCGCGGCGGCCGCAAGCACCGCGGGCCCGGCCCGCGCCGGGAGAGCUCUCCGCGCCCCGGCCUGAAGUAAGGCUCUGCUUUCCCCGUUCCCGCUCCCUGCGCGGCCGGGAGGGUUUGGGGUGGCGGAGCGGGGCGCAAGCGGCGGCCGGGCGGCUUCUCGGCUCUGCCGCAGCUCCCGGCGCCACUCCGCGGACUCUGUUCUAUGAGUGCAAAGAUGGAGCCUACUUUCUACGAGGAUGCCCUGAACGCCAGCUUCGUGCCGCCGGAGAGCGGCGGGUAUGGAUAUAAUAACGCCAAAGUGCUGAAGCAGAACAUGACGCUGAACCUGUCCGACCCAUCCAGCAACCUGAAGCCGCACCUGAGAAACAAGAACGCCGACAUCCUCACCUCCCCGGACGUGGGACUCUUGAAACUAGCCUCGCCUGAACUGGAGCGGCUCAUUAUCCAGUCCAGCAAUGGGUUAAUCACCACCACGCCGACCCCGACGCAGUUCCUCUGCCCCAAAAAUGUCACCGACGAGCAAGAAGGGUUCGCGGAAGGCUUCGUGAGAGCGCUGGCGGAACUGCACAACCAGAACACUAUGCCCAGCGUGACCUCCGCUGCUCAACCUGUGAACAGCGGCAUGGCACCUGUGUCCUCCAUGGCCGGCAACAGUAGUUUCAACACGAAUUUGCACAGCGAGCCCCCGGUGUACGCCAAUCUCAGCAACUUCAACCCCAACGCGCUCAACUCCGCACCUAACUACAACGCGAACAACAUGGGCUACGCACCCCAGCAUCACAUAAACCCCCAGAUGCCGGUGCAGCAUCCCAGGCUGCAGGCUUUGAAAGAAGAGCCUCAGACUGUACCUGAAAUGCCAGGGGAAACUCCUCCCCUGUCCCCUAUUGACAUGGAGUCACAGGAGAGAAUCAAAGCCGAGAGAAAACGCAUGAGAAACAGAAUUGCAGCAUCCAAAUGCCGGAAAAGGAAGUUGGAAAGGAUUGCCAGGUUGGAAGAAAAAGUGAAAACUUUGAAAGCCCAGAACUCAGAGCUGGCAUCCACUGCCAACAUGCUCAGAGAACAGGUUGCACAGCUUAAGCAGAAGGUCAUGAACCAUGUCAACAGCGGGUGCCAGCUAAUGCUAACACAGCAGUUGCAGACGUUUUGAAGAGACUGUCUUAAAUGAGAACUGUGAGAUUGUGGUAUAACUAAAACAAACAAAAAACAAACCCCACCAAAAGUGGCAGAUGCGUAAAGCUGAUGGCAAAAGCUGAAAGGCUGAGUCCUGCCUGUGCUCUGCAAAGCGCAUGUGUGGAAAGACUGGUGAGCCUUCAGCUCGAGAGAGCGGCCAGCACCACGCCGAGAAGUGCUGUUCCUGCUCCGGUGAGAUGUCAGAUCUUCGUUUAACAUUGACCAAGACCUGCAUGGACCUAACAUUCGAUGAUCAUUCAGUAUUAAAGGUUAAACUACAAUAGAAACUGUAGAUUGCUUUAUGUAGUAUUCCUUAAGAAACAAAACAAAACCAAGUGGGAGGGAGGUUUGUGGGAGGCUGAUAAACAACCCCAGAACUAUUCUGCCUGCCUUGAGUCAAUUGUGUAUGUACAGAUCCUUUUUUAUUUUAUUUUAUGAAAGUUGAUUAAUGUCAAUAAACUACUUCAUGACUUUGUAAGUUAUUUUUAUGUUGUUUAUUUGGGCACUGCCCAGUAUUGUUUGUAAAUAAGAGGCUUUUUUUUAGCACUCUGAGUUUACCAUUUGUAAUAAAGUAUAAUUUUUUAAUGUUUCUGUUUCUGGAAAAAAAAAUCUAGAAGGUUCUAUUAUAUUUAAGAAAAAAUAAAAGAAUUAAAAUGCA